Molecule: messenger RNA, 1721 nt
Organism: Leopardus geoffroyi (Geoffroy's cat)
Lineage: Eukaryota; Metazoa; Chordata; Mammalia; Carnivora; Felidae
Gene: CB1H4orf46
Product: chromosome B1 C4orf46 homolog
Exons: 2
Coding region: 1-342 (113 amino acids)
Source: RefSeq, a predicted model, not a curated record
AUGGCAAACCCUGAGGACGUGCGGAUUUCUUCGCCGCCCCCGCCACCUCCUUCGUCUCCCUCGUCUUCAGACGCCUCGUCAACAUCUUCCCCCGGCGUCCCAGUGAGUUUGGGCUGGCCAGUUCCAAGAAGAAGCAGCAGCCGAACAGUGGACCCGCUGGAGGAAGUGGAGCUGCAGAUCGGAGACGCAGCAUUUUCAUUAACCAAACUUCUUGAAGCCACAUCUGCAGUAUCAGCUCAAGUGGAAGAGCUUGCCUUCAAAUGUACAGAAAAUGCACGUUUCCUUAAAACAUGGAGGGACCUCUUGAAAGAAGGUUAUGAUUCUUUGAAGCCUGACAACUGAUUUGGCUGUGUAAUAAUUCCCUCUUCCUCAUUGAUGAUAUUUGCACGUGUACCAUAAGUAUAAGGUAGUCUCCAGUAGUUCUGUGUAUUCAGAAUGAAAUUUUUUUGGUUUCCUUCACUUUUGUGAAAGCAGAAUACUGAUGUUAUAUUUGAUGUUGGCAAUAUUUAUCUUUAAAUACUUUCUGUCCUCUAAACUUUCAUAGAAUCUUUUAUGGAAGUUAAUUUCAUCAGUAGAUAUUGUUAUCUAUAGUUUUAAUGGCAGAAAAAAAAAUAGUUAAAUCAUUAUUCUAUUUGAUUUGCAAGAAGAUGCCAAGAGUGCCAGAGUUUGAAGUUGAGCUUUAUUUUACAGACCUAGGGAGGUAACUUUAAGGCUACCAAUGUUGGCCCAGUGCCACUAGGCCAAGGUCCCUGGAACUAAUGAUUGUGUCUUGUUUAUCUCCAGCACCUAGAACAAUUGUGUCACACAGCAAUCAGUAAAUGUUUGUUGAAUAAAAGAGUUGACAGUACAGUUAAAAGCUGUUUUUUUUUGUUCCUGUUUUUACCAUGAAAAUUGUAAUUGUUUUUCUAAAAAAGUAUUUGACUCAGAACCUCACUGACUUGAAGGAAUACAAUCUUUUUUUUUUUUUAUGAGAAUUUGAACUUUGAGGACAACUUUUUAAAAUAUAUGAUAAAUAUUUUUUUAUCCUUUAUGAUGCUUUCUAAAAAGCUUUUAUUUCAGAAAAUGAAAGCCUGUCUAGAAAGAAUGUUUAUAUUUUUUCCUUGUUUAUUUCUCAGGUUAACUCUUUUUGACGUUGUUGUAUGUUUGGUUGUUCUCUUUAAAGUGCCUUGUCAAAAUUAUGGCUCUGUACUAUUACUUUUUGAGCUUUGCACAUAAUAAUUUAAAUUCUAAAUAUGAUUCUAAAGAAAUUACUGUGUUUUUAAGCCAACAAAUUUAAAUGAUGUGAUUGCUUGCAUGUAAUUUGACUUUAUUGACAAUGUUCUACUUUACACGUUCCAUAUCUUAUAUUCUCUCUGUCUCUCUUUGGUGGUUUGUGUCGACAAUUAAGCCAACUAAUUUUCCGUAAUUUCUAGACAUCUUUGAUAAUGCAUCUUAGUUCUUUGUAGAUAUGGAGUUGUGUACAGAUACGUAUUCUAAAGACCCACAGUGGGGUUAUGAAAGGGGACAAACGGAUGGGCAAAGAAUAGUUUCAUUGAGUAUAUUAGGUCAUAGUUCUUGGUCCCCUUUUUUUUUAAAAUUUUUUCUUUUUAGUUAAAGAUAACACAAAUGGUGUGCUUCUAUACCAAAGAGAUACUUAUUUUCAUAUUAGAAAAAUAUUUUUCUUACAUGUCACAAAAAUUUCAAUUUUUAAAAUGUAUAAAAAUAAACUUGUUCAAAGCAAA